AUGACUGUACACUCGCCCACCGCGGCGCAGGCGCGUCACUUUCGCCCCGUUCGCUACCAGACCAAGGAGGAGAUCGACCGCUUCUUCGGAACCACUCCCGUGCAGAAGCGCGAACAGCGUCUUCGCGUGCGCGAGGCCGACGGCCACGUCUACUUUGACUGGAUCGAGAAGGACGAGUGGCAGCAUCUGCUCGCAACAGGCUCUCUCACCAGCCCCUCCUCCGCAGAUGCACGCAGGCGGAGCAGCACAGCUACCUGCCUCACGCUCAACUCGCCCCUCACCCCGCUCAGUCCAGCACGCCGCGACUCGGCAGCACCCGGCUCGGCAUCGCUCAGUCCACUCGUGGUGACCUUCAACCACGUCGCCAUCGACUCGACGGACAGCAUGCGCAACCGCAGGCGUAGGAAGCGGAGCGACAGCGAUGUCGCUAUGGCGAGUAACAGAGUGGACAACUUCUUGCCCUACGCUGCACGUGGAGAGCGCAGCUUCGACUGGGCACCCUCGCCUGCUUUCAAGCGCCGCCAAAGCGACUCGUAUGAUCCUCUCGACACGCUCGAUGCGGCCUUCAACCGCGAGGCAGAGGCCGAGAGCCAGCAUGAUGGUAACAAGAUUCGCAUCAAGCGUCUCCCGCUCGAGCACCGCCGUCUCGACCAACACACGCUCGAUCAGGCCUUUGCCGUGCACGAUCCACUGCUCGACCUUGCGCCGGAUGCAUCCCUCGCAGGAUCACGCGCGCACAAGCCGCCGACGCUCUUGCUUCCCGAUCCGUUCCGGGCCCACGCUCAGCUCGAACAUGACGACGCCUGCAGCACUGCAAGCAGUCUGCCGUGCAGCCCCAACCCGAGCGAGUACGCGUACAGCACGUUUGAUGUCGGCAGCCACGAGCCAAGGCGCGGUACGUUCGGCGCGCUGGAGCCGCCGCCGCGCACACCGGUGCAGCUGGUGGCGGCACCACCUCGACGCAUGCGACACCACAGUGAUACCGCUGCUACACCACCAUCGUCGGCAGCCAUGGAGGUGCUCAACAGUCCAGCGUUGGCAUCGCCCAAGCCACAGCGUACGCUUCGGCACGCGGUCUCGUUUGACGAUGCACCGCGGCUGCCUCCGCUACCCGUGCAGGAAGCAGGCGUGUGGGCGCAGCGCCAACGCUGGCAUUCGGCGGGCAACGAGUCCAAGCUGCGUGCCGAACGCUCUUGCGCCUCGUUGCGUAGCCAGCUCUCGCGUCGAACACGCACGUUGUCCGAGUCGGACGAUACGGCGUGUUUCACGCCCCUCGCCCCACGUACCGGCGCCAAGAAGUUCGACCCCACGCGACACAUGAUCCUGUCGAGCCUCGAGCAUCUUUCUGACGCCACCUCCUCUGUCGCCGAGGCGCCACGUAUCGAGUCGGAAGCGGAACCAGCAAAGGCAAAGGUGGGGACGGGUCUGCGAACGGGCGCGCACGUGUACGAUGGCGUCGACAUCCCCUGUGCCUCGAUCCACCUUCACUCGGAUCCCGAAGACAACUUUGCGCCCGCCAUCGCGCUCUCGCUGUCGGCACACAAACUGCGCAAGCUGCGCAAGAAGCACUCGACCCCGCCACCCGACUCGCCCACCCACUCGCGCUCCGCCUCGCUCGCCUCGCACCCCAAGGGAAGCUCGCGCUGGUGGAACCACAUUCUGCACGCCUGA
Messenger RNA from Moesziomyces aphidis, 1671 nucleotides. The record is from the annotation of a GenBank genome assembly. Lineage: Eukaryota; Fungi; Basidiomycota; Ustilaginomycetes; Ustilaginales; Ustilaginaceae.